Amborella trichopoda is the source of this 1514-nucleotide messenger RNA. RefSeq names its product mediator of RNA polymerase II transcription subunit 22a. Gene Ontology annotation, cellular component: mediator complex. NCBI's taxonomy places the organism in Eukaryota, Viridiplantae, Streptophyta, Magnoliopsida, Amborellales, Amborellaceae. The record is from RefSeq and is a predicted model, not a curated record. Gene Ontology annotation, biological process: regulation of transcription by RNA polymerase II. Gene Ontology annotation, molecular function: transcription coregulator activity.
UCCCUUGUCCUCCCUCUCUCUCUCUGCAUCUCCUUCGCUCCACCUCAUUCGCCUCUGAUCUCCAUCUCUCGCCCCCUCAUCGCUCUCCUCACCUCUCUGCACAUUGAAACCCUAACCCUAUUUUUCACUCUCUCUCUCCCUCUCCCUGCUUUCCCUCACGCCCUCUUGGCACUUUCCUUUCCUUCUCCGCACCUCUCUGAGCAGAAGCCCUAAUCCCAUCCCUCCCCUCGCUGAAGAAAUCAAGUCAAGGACGACCAAGCGUGAAGGAAGCGGCAAGAACGGGGCCUUUCUCAAUUAGGUUCCUCUUUAGUAGGUCUCUUACUCUAUCUUAAUUAGGGGGAUGGGUUUUGGUAGGAAAGUCUGGGGAAGGCUUUGCUGGAACUUAGUCUGCUUCUUCAUCAUUCUUGUUCUUGAUUGCAGACUGUUCAUUUGAACCCCCAAAUUUGGUUAGGGCUUCAAGAUUUCAACAAAACUGUCUUUCUAUACUGCAACUAGCUCAGGAUCAAGAUGAACAAGGGAGUCAGUGGAGGUGGUCUUGGAGGUGGAGCUGGUGCUGUUGGUGGUUCUGCUGCAGGUCCCACAGCUACAGCAGCAGCAAUUGCCGCUCAGAAACAGAAAACGCUGCUUCAGCGUGUCGACACUGAUAUAAACAACAUGGUGGACAACUUUAAUUUUUUGGUUGAUGUAGCAAGGGUAAGCGAUCAACCAUUCAGAAACUCGCAAGAAGCAUUCCAGAUGGAGAUUCGAGCUGCCAGGGUGGUUCAGGCAGCCGACUCUCUACUAAAGUUAGUUUCAGAGUUGAAACAAACUGCUGUCUUUUCAGACCUCGGAUCACUGAAUCAGAAUGUUGAGCAGAGGAUAUCAAAACUCGACAAUCUCUCUGAAGAAACAAACACUUUGGUUAUGAGGGUUGGAGAGGAGGCAGCUGCAAGCUUGAGAGAGCUUGAGUCCCACUAUUAUUCCUCACUUCAUAGGACAGGUGAUUCACUAGAGUAACAUAUCAAAAUCAUCAAGCUCAAAUGCGACCACAAUUUGUCAAUUUAAAGGACUGCUGGUUCAACAGAGUUGUAUGUGGGAAUUGUAUGUGGACUUCUUGGGCUGUAUUCCAAUCUGUUAUUUGAAGGUUCAAUACGACAUUGCCUAGGAAGCUGGCACAGAGGAUUAAAAGAAGAUGCUCCAUAUACAGCAAACAGGAACAUAGUAACGAAUGGAGAAGUCGUGAAAAUGUGUAUUAAAGUUCUCCUUUAAUUGAUGCUUCGCAAAGGAAUGUAACGACUGCACUUUUUAGCCAGGGGUUGGAUAAAGAUGCAAAAUCAGCAAAUAUCCAAAACGUGGUAGCAUGAAUAUUUCUUGUUCUUGUUAUAUGUAAAAUUGAAGAGGUGCACUGAUGAGUUCAGUCAGCGUGCUUUGGAUUCCUAUGAAAGAUGAAUCCUCUGUGGGUGUAUGAAGAUCGAAGUGGCUAAAAUUGUACCUGGAUACGUCAUCUGAUCCUUGAAUGUUGGAUGUGAAUUGCA